Molecule: messenger RNA, 2027 nt
Organism: Alnus glutinosa
Lineage: Eukaryota; Viridiplantae; Streptophyta; Magnoliopsida; Fagales; Betulaceae
Product: protein NUCLEAR FUSION DEFECTIVE 4-like
Exons: 4
Coding region: 6-1766 (586 amino acids)
Cellular component (GO): membrane
Source: RefSeq, a predicted model, not a curated record
GCCCUAUGUUUCGAACCGUACCUUACAUUCUUCAAUCUUUUUGGCAAUCUCUGAGACUGUUAGUUCUUCUUCAAGUCAUGGCCUUCUUCCAGCUCUCUUCCCCUGGUUCCUCCACCACAGCCCUCAAAUGGCUUGGCUUUGUGGCGGCCGUUUGGGUCCAAGCCAUCUCCGGCAACAACUACACCUUCUCAAACUACUCCGAUGCCCUAAAGUCGCUCAUGAAUCUCACCCAGCUCGAGCUCAACAAUCUUUCCGUGGCCAAGGACGUCGGCAAGGCUUUUGGCCUUCUUGCCGGCCUUGCCUCUGAUAGGUUUCCCACCUGGCUUAUUCUGCUUAUUGGGUCGGUCGAAGGCCUUGUCGGGUACGGCGCCCAGUGGCUCGUUGUUAGUGAGAAGAUUACUCUUUCUUAUUGGCAGAUGUGCAUAUUCCUGUGCAUGGGAGGGAACAGCACAACGUGGAUGAACACGGCGGUGCUGGUGACCUGCAUACGCAACUUCCGGAAGAACCGAGGCCCAGUCGCAGGCAUCCUCAAGGGCUACGUGGGUCUCAGCACCGCCAUCUUCACCGACCUCUGCGCCGCGCUCUUCUCCGACGAUGCUGCCUCCUUCCUCGUCAUGCUCGCCGUCAUCCCCAUGGUCGUCUGCGUCAUCGCCGCCUUCUUCCUCCGCGAGUCCCCUCCCGCUGCCACCCCCGCGGAGGAGCAAGAGGAGUCCCGCUUCUUCGGGGUCUUCAACGCCGUCGCCGUUGUCGUCGCCGUCUACCUCUUGGCCUACGACUUCGUACCCAGCCCCAGCACCACCUUCUCUCGUGUCUUCGCCGCCGUACUUCUCGUUCUCUUGGCCUCCCCCCUGGGAAUUCCCAUUUACUCUUUUUUCUUCGCAAGCCGAAAAAGAUCCGGUCCGGAUAUCGAAGGGCAGGCACGUGAACCUUUGCUUGUGGAAGAGGUAAACACGACGGAGAGUCAGGAUCGGUUUGACGACGUGGCGGUGCAGAAGGUGGAGGACGUGGCGGCCAUGGAGGGAGAGGAGGAGGAGGUGGGGAAGAAGGCACCGUUGAUUGGAGAGGAGCACACGAUCUUCGAGGCUCUGAGGACCGUUGAUUUCUGGGUCUUGUUUAUAUCUUUUCUGUGUGGAGUGGGGACCGGCUUGGCGGUGAUGAACAAUAUGGGGCAGAUAGGCUUGGCGCUUGGCUACGCUGACGUGUCCAUCUUCGUAUCGCUCACGAGUAUUUGGGGGUUUUUCGGGCGGAUCAUUUCGGGUACCGUAUCGGAGUACUUCAUCAAGAAAGCUGGAACACCAAGACCUCUUUGGAAUGCUGCUUCUCAGAUUGUAAUGGCUGUUGGUUACGUUCUGAUGGCCUUGGCCGUGCCUGGUUCCCUGUACAUCGGCUCAGUCGUUGUCGGGAUUUGCUACGGCAUCCGUCUAGCCAUUACGGUCCCGACCGCCUCCGAACUAUUUGGUCUAAAAUAUUAUGGCCUCAUCUACAACAUUCUAAUCCUCAACCUUCCCCUGGGCUCCUUCCUCUUCUCCGGUCUUCUUGCCGGCUUACUAUACGAUAUGGAGGCUACUGCCACCGCCGGUGGUGGCAAUACCUGCGUCGGCGCCCAUUGCUACAGGCUAGUGUUUGUGAUCAUGUCUGUUGCUUGCAUUAUUGGGUUUGGUUUAGACAUUUUGUUGUCAGUUAGAUCGAAGGAGGUCUAUAACAAGAUUUUCACGAGCAAGAAAUCAAAGAAAUCGUUAGCAGCAGCAGCAUCUGAUGGCCAAUAAUGACAAUUGCUGAGAGGAUUGAUGAGCUUUAUGCUCAGUGAUAUCCUACGUUAAUAACCAAUAUUGGUUUCUCUCUCAAUUUUCUAAGGCAGGCAUUAUAUUUUGUACUUUAAUAUUUGCGUGCUUCUUAUUCAGUCCCGUUCUUAGUUUCAUUAUUAUUUCCAGUCGAGCCUCUUUUUUUUUUUUUAUUCGGUAUUGGGUCCUGGACAUUUCUUGUAUUCUAUAAAUUUUGGUCUAUAAGUUCAAAUUUUGGAAUUUAGA